GCUUUGGUCGUUUGGCAGUGCGGUUGCACUUCGAUUUGGUCUCUCAGUUGGCCCAGUGCGGAGUUUCUUCGGAGCCUCAGGCUGUGAGUGUUGAGUCCGUCAUAAGAGGAAGACGUGCCUUGAGCUCCUAGCAGGCUAAUUUGAGAUUUUUUUUUGCGUGAUAGUUCAUUCAGCGGAAUUGGCAGCCAACGGCACGUGCCUUCGAGGAAUAUGUGAUUCUUUUUACGAGCGAGUUUGAUUUUGCAGACAGGAUUUUUUGGGCUUCUAUUAAAUGCUAGACAAACCUGCAAUAACAAAGUGAAAUGCAAGUUGUGGUGGAUUAAAUGAGUGAAAUCAACAAAACAGCAAGAAAUUCUUCCUAAUCAAUGCCACAACCCGGAAUAGAUGAAAUCUCGCUGAUCAAAGUUUGCUGUACCAGAUCUACCUCAACCUCUUGAACGCACGGAACUAAAGAUAGGAUGGAAAUACGAUGGAACUGGAUUGCCCUGACUCUCCUUAUAGUGAUCUUUCAUACAGCAGUGACACACGACAUGGUGGAUUCUCGAAGCAGGGCGGAAUUAAGUAGUAAAAGCAGUCAAAGUAGUACAAAUGCCGCUUUGGAAGAUGCAAUCGAUAAAAAAGGUGAUUCCGGAAAACCACUCGUGGAUCACGUGGAUUCGGAGCUUGUCGCGAGAAACGAACACAGGCCAGUGGAAAGUAAUGUAAUAGAUAGUACGCAAGAAAUUACUGCGAAGAAACAUAUUCCGAAAGAAAACAAAAAAUAUCGGAAAAAGUACAUCUCAAACGAAGACUAUCGAAAAACAACACAGCAAUAUGGAGAACAGAAGACUGCAACUGAAAGUGAAAAUGAACAGGCGGAACAAAAACCGCUACGGAGCUCCCCAGACGAAUCUGACAAACCGCACAGUCGGAAGAAACGGCUGAUUUGGGUAACGGACGACGGAAGGCUGGCACUUCCCCCCGGUACUUCGCUAACUAUCGCUCCAACGAUUGCGCUGCCAUUCGUCCGGUAUCCACCGACCGGGUUUCUGUCAAACAUCUCUAUCAGUUUACCAGUGACAAUUGAUUUCGACAAACUUGGUCUGACGGAUAACCAGAAUCCGUUGGGUGUGCUGCCGCCGCUGUUCGCGCGCUCGAUGGGUCGUGCUGCGGGAAGCAUUUUGGCCGAUUACGUAGCGGAUUACAUGCACAACCGAAGGCGUAAGCGAAGUGCGCCCCACUUUGGGAGCAAUGAUAAUUUCAAGAUCACUACCAGCUUCAUUGACGAAGACGACGGUGAUCGGAAACCAGCCGAGCUGCCCGAGGAGCACAAGCAUGCUUUCCAUGGAGGAGAAAGAGCAUUGCUGUAUACAGUGGUGGAAGAUUUCAUCGCCAAUUUUGGACUCGAUGGAAAAGCUUGCAUGUUACGAGCCAUUUGUGAGGUGCACUCUAAGCCAGUGGAAAACUUUGGGUUGCUUGGCGAGUUUUUGAAACUGUUUUUCACAGCAUCUCUGUCACCGUAUUCCGAACAUUUAGGUGAGUAUGUUUCGGCAGAAAAUAUUGGCAGAGGUAAGACUGGUCCUGGUGAGUGCUUUCCGUACUAUAAGGACUGCCCGAGAAGCCUCUUUAGGACACCGAGCGAUUUUCAGAAGCGUUACUCUGCGGAUGAAUCCGGCAAUUCGUCGAAUGGCCAGAAUAGUCUGCAUGAAAACAGUAUAGACGACCUUGACCGAGAUAUUCGCAAUUUCGAUAAACGUGAAUCAUUAGUAGAAUCCAAAGACGAAGCUAUGAUGCAGCUGGACGGUGUCUUUAGCGAGGUAGCCAUGUAAAUUAAGUCUAUGCUCUUCUUACUGCGACUGAGGAACAGGAGUGAGAUAUGUGUGUUUGAAUAGGUCAUUAUUGAAUUGUUUGGUGUGCUACAUGCAUGAAAAAUAGUUGAAAUAAUGCAUUUCGUUGAUAUUGUGCAUUUGAAAGUAAGGUUAACUUAUUGACUAACAUAACAGUAUUUUAGUGCUGAAUUCAAAUUAUUUAUUAUCCAUUAAAAUAGAUUUCAUUACUCAGUAAAAUAGGUAGAAAUAAAAAAUCAAUAUUGCAGCUGUGUAAUUGUGACCAUAUAAUGUAGGUAACGAAAUAUAUUUUAUAAUAGUUUUACUGAAUUACAGAAUAUUAUCCUAAAUUAGGAAAUUUCACGGAAGUUUUCAUGUUUCUAGGUGAAUCACAAUCUUGGAAAAAUAGAAAGGUUGUGUUGAUUUUUUGAUUCUAGAUCGUGAAAACUUUUGUGAACUGCUUAAAAAUCGUUUGUUUAUCAAAAGCGCAAUAAUUAGAGUAUUAUAUUUAGAUAUUUUUUUCUUAGAAUUAGGUCGUUACUGAAUACAAAAUAUUAUUUUAAUCGGGCUAUUUAUACAAUUGAUUUUUUCAAGUUGAAACCAAUCUUAGAACAUCUUUUAACAAUUGCCCGAAAUCAAUUUUCAAUCUGUAAAUAACUAGUCAAGCACGGCUUAACAGAAAAUAUAGGGCCCUAUAACAGAGGUCGAGAAUCUUCUAUGAUAACGGUCCAUAAGUAACAUAUAUCACGCAAUAAAUGAGAAUGUCUGCCAGCACUGUCAAACCUAUUGGGGUAUUUUCCUAUUUUUCGGUUUAUUAUUCCACAAAAAUUGUGCAUCGUCGCGCAUUCUUUCGAAAACGGUAUCUGAAGGCUUUCUCUGAAAAUCAAUAACAGAAAAUAACAUUCUAGUUGAAAGCGACGAUUUUUUUUCCUGUAUGGACUUUCUCACCGCGACCAAAAUCGUAGAUCUAUUGUGAGAAAAUCGAGGAUUUAUUUUUGUGCUCUCUUAUUUCUGAUAUUUGGAUUAUACCAAACGAUAUUAAACUAUCUGAUGCUGAUCAAACUAAAAAAUAAAAACUGAUUAUACGAAGUGUAAUUUUUGUUAAAAAAAUGUGCUCGAGAUCGACAUAAAUGUUUUGGUAAAACUUAGAUUUAGUUCGAUUCUACGUAACUAUGAGUUGAAAUGUGCACACAGAUUUGCUUAUGAGUAUGUACACAAACUUACACGAACAUGAGCCCAGUCAGAGCCUGUUAUGUUAAAUUUUGUUAAUAUAUCGUUUUUUUUUUGUUAAUAUAAGAAUUUUUAAUUCGUGUUAAAUUGUUAUGUACAGACGCUUGGUAAUGUUUUAUUAAAU
Messenger RNA from Wyeomyia smithii (pitcher-plant mosquito), 3159 nucleotides. RefSeq lists its product as uncharacterized. Lineage: Eukaryota; Metazoa; Arthropoda; Insecta; Diptera; Culicidae. Bases 459 to 1808 code for a protein of 449 amino acids. The record is from RefSeq and is a predicted model, not a curated record. The transcript is spliced from 5 exons.